Trypanosoma cruzi is the source of this 825-nucleotide messenger RNA. Its product is annotated as zinc-finger multi-pass transmembrane protein, putative. The record is from RefSeq and is a predicted model, not a curated record. Gene Ontology annotation, molecular function: protein-cysteine S-palmitoyltransferase activity. Lineage: Eukaryota; Euglenozoa; Kinetoplastea; Trypanosomatida; Trypanosomatidae. The coding region runs from base 1 to 825 and encodes 274 amino acids. Gene Ontology annotation, biological process: protein targeting to membrane; peptidyl-L-cysteine S-palmitoylation. Gene Ontology annotation, cellular component: Golgi apparatus; endoplasmic reticulum. The transcript has a single exon.
AUGGGUAAGAUUUUUGAAAUGGAGGUGCUUCAAGAAGGGCUGUUUUCAUGGACUGCCGUUUACAUGGCCGUGACAUUCCCUGCCCUUUUUAUGGGCUUAAAUUUCAUUUUUGGAGAUUGCUUCCUAAACGAGGUUUUUGCUCGCAAUCAAUACGCUGGCAGUGGCAGUGGAAAGGGAUACCAUUGGCGUCUUGAAAGAAUGCUCAUUGUCUUUGUUUUUGGAUUGUUUGUUUGGCAAUACCACACCUAUAUGUUUCAGGCUCGGAAGGACUACGUGGAAUUUUGCAACCCUCCUGUUUAUCUUUGGCACUACUUUGUUUGGUUAUUAUGGAGAAAAGGGAGCUUCCCAUCUGGUUUGCUUUGGGAUUGCUCGCUGGAUGAUAUCUGCUUCCUUGUCCUAUGGUCCCUCCACCUAAUUCUUUACUUCUAUUCUGUGACGAGUGUUCCUCAGGUGGGGAAAAAGACCUCCAAUAGUUCAUUUUGCCGAAGGUGUAGGGCGUACGUGGAAGGCAUGGAUCAUCACUGCCUCAUUAUUGGCAACUGCGUUGGAUCAAAAAACAGGGGGUUAUUCUUAUGCUUACUAGCCGUCUGUGCUCUGAAUAUGUUUUUUUUGCUUCUCAUGCGCGGUGCUUGGGCAUACGCGGUGGGUGGUGUUUUUAUAUUAUUAGGAUUGUUAUUGGUGAUAUGCGUUACUGUGGUAAGCUCAUGCUUGCUUCUUUUUCAGUUUUGUCUUCUGCGGAAGGAUAAAACCACGCUUUUGUUUUUUAAAGAAGAACGGCAAUUGCAUCAAGGCUUCUGGAGAACUCUUGUUGAUUUGAUACGGUAG